This is a messenger RNA of Boleophthalmus pectinirostris (great blue-spotted mudskipper), 2935 nucleotides long. It is a transcript of the gene plcd1a, whose product is annotated as phospholipase C, delta 1a. The record is from RefSeq and is a predicted model, not a curated record. Gene Ontology annotation, molecular function: phosphatidylinositol-4,5-bisphosphate phospholipase C activity; calcium ion binding. The coding region runs from base 190 to 2445 and encodes 751 amino acids. The transcript has 15 exons. Gene Ontology annotation, biological process: lipid metabolic process; phosphatidylinositol-mediated signaling. NCBI's taxonomy places the organism in Eukaryota, Metazoa, Chordata, Actinopteri, Gobiiformes, Gobiidae.
AUACUUGUCAGACCGGUGGAGUGGAGCAGUGGGUGUGCGCUGAGGGCGCAUUAAAAGCUAGUGAACUUGUAUGAUCCAGGCAGUCUGUGCGAAUCAUAUUAGUCUCCACUACACUUAGAGCAGCGGAAAUCUAUAUUUUUUCAGAUUUAUUAUCAAGGACAUCAUAAGCUGCUACUAAAGGAAAUCAGGAUGGCGAAAAAUGGGACUGCAACAAAACAAAGCUUGGAGGGAGAUCCAGAUCUACAGUUCCUGCUUUCUGGGGGGAAUCUUGUGAAGAUUCGUUCUAGCUCAUGGCAAAAGAACCGCUUUUACAAACUCAAUGAAGACUGCAGAACAUUGUGGCAUGCCUCCCAUAAAAAAAUCAGAAAAAACAAAACAUUCUCACUUGAUGACAUUGAUUCGCUGAGAAGGGGCCGGCAGUCUGAAGGCUUAAACAAGCACACAGACCCCAGUGUAGAGGACAGAUGCUUCUCCAUCAUCUUCAAGGGCAAAAAGAAAAACCUGGACCUGAUGGCAGAGGAUCCAGAGCAGGCCAAAAAGUGGGUGAAUGGUCUGGAGAAAGUCAUUAGCAACAUGUACAACCUCAGUCGGCAAGAGAAGAAUGAACACUGGCUUAUUAAUUGCAUGCGAAAAGCUGACAAGAACAAAGACAACAAAAUGACGCUUAAAGAGGUGAAGCACUUUCUGAGACAGAUUAAUGUGGAAGUGGAUGACACUUACGCAGCAGAUCUAUUUAAGAGAUGUGACACAUCCAAUUCUGGUACUCUGGAAGACACAGAGAUCAAGCACUUUUAUGACUUACUGACACAUCGGGAGGAAAUUGAUGUGAUUUAUAAGAAAUAUGCCAGGACAGAUGAUCAAAUUAGUGCCAGAGACCUGCUGCACUUCCUCCUGAAUGAACAAAGGGAGCAGGCAACUAUUCAUGAUGCUGUGAAACUCAUAGAUAAAUAUGAGAUGGAUGACACAGCGAAGGAGAGGAACCACAUGACUAAAGAUGGCUUUUUGAUGUACAUGCAGCACGAGGAGGGCUCUAUUCUUAACCACAAACAUAAAGGAAUUUACCAGGACAUGAACCAGCCCCUCAACCAUUACUACAUCUCCUCAUCUCAUAACACGUACCUGAUGGAGGAUCAACUCAAAGGGCCCAGCAGCAUUGAGGCCUAUAUCAAAGCCCUAAUGAAGAGUUGCCGCUGUGUGGAGCUGGACUGUUGGGAUGGGGCAAAUGGAGAGCCAGUCAUUUACCACGGCUACACACUCACGUCCAAAGUGCUCUUCAGAGAUGUGAUAAAAGCCAUCAAAGAGUACGCCUUCAAAACCUCAGAAUACCCCGUCAUCCUCUCUUUGGAGAACCAUUGCACCGUGGAGCAGCAGAAGCUCAUGGCCUACCACAUGAUCUCUAUCCUGGGGGACGCACUGAUCACAAAGCCUCUGGGAGACAGAAUGCCCACUAACUUCCCUUCACCCAAGGAGCUGAAGGGCAGGUUCCUGAUCAAAGGCAAGCGCCUGAACAAACUGGACACAGCCUUCAUCAGUAACUGCACCGUGGACGAGGACACUGUGUCUGAGGAAGACGAGGCUGCAGAAGUCAAAGACAAUGGACAGAAGGCCAAGUCAAAGAAAUCCAAAAUGAAACUGGCCAAGGAGCUGUCUGACAUUGUCAUUUACUGCAAGAGUGUUCAUUUUAAUAGCUUUGAACAUGCCAAGUACAAUCAGGCUUUUUAUGAGAUGUCCUCAUUCAAAGAGAGCAAAGCUUUUAGUUUGGCCCAGAACUCAGGAACAGCUUUUAUGCAUCACAAUAUGGAUAAAUUAAGCAGGAUUUACCCUGCUGGGUCAAGAACUGAUUCUUCCAACUACAACCCUGUGCCCAUGUGGAACGUGGGCUGCCAGAUUGUUGCAUUAAAUUUCCAGACCCCCUCUAAGGAGAUGCAUAUAAACCAAGGACGGUUUCUGCCAAAUGGUUUCUGUGGCUAUGUGUUGAAACCUGAAUUUCAGAGAGAUUUGUCUUCACAAUUUGACCCCAACACACUCACAAACGGGCCUUGGCUGAAGAGGAAAACAUUUCAUAUCAUGGUGAUUUCAGGCCAGCAGCUGCCAAAAAUCAACAAGGAUAAACAGAGCUCUAUUGUUGAUCCUCUGGUGAGAGUGGAAAUCUAUGGUGUCCCGGCCGACAAUGCUAGCAGAGAGACGCAUUACAUUGAAAAUAAUGGAUUCAACCCAGUGUGGAAUGAAAAAUUUGUGUUCGACAUUAACGUCCCAGAGCUGGCCAUGGUACGGUUUGUCGUAGAAGAUCAUGAUGCAGCUUCCCAAAAUGAUCUGGUGGCGCAAUACUGUCUCCCCCUCUCCAGUGUGCAAAAUGGAUACCGUCAUGUCCCAUUGCUCACAAAGAGGGGUGAUGUCAUCGGCUCAGCUGGACUCUUUGUUCAUAUUAUGCUUAUUGAUGCUUAGAAAGCUUAGGUACUAUGAACUCUUACCAGCAACAGCCUAUUAGCCUAUUAGAAAUCUGAUCCCAGUACACAUGAAGUAGCUAUGUGCUACAUAAUGCUUUAACAGUUCACCAGAACAAUACGUUACAAUGCAUUACAUUUGUAUUAACUUCUCAGAAUUAGAAACAGAGGAUGAACUUGGUAAAUGAAUACUUUUAAUGUUUCUCUUUAUGGUGUAGUUUAACAAGCUACCAAUUCUUUCUACCAGUGGAAAUUGACUGAUUGUGUGUUUAAAAAUAAUAUUUGUAAAUAGAAUUUUAUACUGUGUUAUAAUUGUCUGGCGAAUGAGUUGUGUGAUUUUUAAAUUUUUCUGAUGUUUAUUAACAAUAUGAAGAUCUCUAUACAUAAAAUAUCAAGUAUUUUAGAGGCAUUAAGCUGUUAACACAACUACAGUACAUUAUUAAGCUACUUGCACUAGCUUGCAAUAAAAUCAAAGUUUAUCAAAGAUCAAA